UUGUGCGCGCACCUGGUGGCCCUGAAAAGAAUCCCCAGGCCAGUGUGUUUGCCCUGUAGCGGGGGCACUGACAGCAUGCGGGCACUUAGGCGCUUGCAGCGGGCACAAGUGAAGCCCGGGACGCCAUCGGCAACACGAUUCGGGCGGUCCAGGACUAUGACGACUGCGCCCUGGCGCCGGGUGUUUUGGUGUGUGGAGACGCAAUCUCGGCGGGCGAGGUCCGGACGUUGGUCGGGGGGCGCGCAGGUGGGCUCCUUCUUGGGCCGCUUUCGCCGCCCCAUGCGCCUGCAGUCAGAGCCCGGAGGCCUGCAAGCAGGUAGGGUGGGCGGGGGCGACAAAGAAGCGGAGCGGGCG
Molecule: messenger RNA, 354 nt
Organism: Amoebophrya sp. A120
Lineage: Eukaryota; Dinophyceae; Syndiniales; Amoebophryaceae
Source: the annotation of a GenBank genome assembly